CGGAGCGUUGCGUCGCGUCGCGUCGUUAUCGCGAUCGACGAUAUCGUUACAGCUGUUCUCCGCGCGAAUCGGCGGCCGGACAUCUCCGCCCGCUCGCGUGCACCGGUCUCCUCGCGAUUUGGUGUUGAAGUGCGCGACCGGUAUUGACGACGACGCGACCGGGUCAUGAGGUAGCGUGGAAGAAACCGGUGCUACUUGACCGGUGAUACUACGGUGGAGAUAUCUCGUUCAUCGAUCCUCCGAACGACGUCCGAGCUAUCGGGUGUGAGCUACCGAGAGUGCGAGAGAAUCCGCGGUCGAUUCCGAUAGGGCGAGACCGACCAUCGCUCUAGCUAGUCGAUCUCUUUGGUUUGUCAGUGGCGGUUUUAUUCAUUGUGCGGAGGUGCGUUCUUUGAUACGUGACAAGUGUUACGUCAAUGGCAACGGGGUAGUCUAGGCUACCAGCGCGCGGCCAGGAUGAUAUGAGCACGCUUGGCAGACUGAGGAUGUCCUCAAAGAGGAAGUCGCCACCAACGAAGCUAUCGGAGGGCGGGGGCGGUGCGGGUACAGUGGCAGGCGCCAACGAGGAGGAGGAGGACACUACCUCGCCGGUGGCCGGUUCCGGUGGCGAGGCAGCCGUCGUCGUCGGUGAGGAGGGUGCCGCCACCCCCGUCGACAUCGAGGAGUGCUACUCCCAUCAAAGAGGCGGCGAGUGCGAGUCAUCCGGCUGUUCAUCGCCGGCGACUACCAGCGAGCCGGAUCUACGCGACUCGCCAUCGCCCUCGUUGAAUUCCUUACGGACGGCCAAGCGGCAGAGGCUGCUGUUCCUGUCGAGCCAAGAAACCCUCGCGCCGUACCACCAUCCCCAUCAUCAUCAUCACCACCACCAUCAUCAUCAUCAUCACCACACGAACACGUCGUCAUCGUCGGGCGGUGCAUUGGAACCCGCGAGCUCCUCGGAGUGCGGCUCGCCACCCACCCUUCUCUCCGUCGAUCCUUACUAUCCUCAUCAUCCCCAUCACAAUAAUAACAACAACACCGUCACGCAGAACAAUAACAACAACAACAAUAACAACAAUAACGGCAGUGGCACUACUGCUGCGGGCAGUAAAAGAUCCAUGGACGACGUUCUCAAAAGGCUAACGUGCAAGAUGAACAGCGAAUCCCUGUCUAUCCAAGAUGAUACUACCAACACCAGGCGGACGUCACCGCCACUUUCUUCCACGCCAACCGGUCACAAUGCGCAUAGUUGCAGUGGAAGCACGACCACCACCGUGGCAAAUAACGUGACACUCUCGCCUCCGGAUGCCGGUAGGAUAUCAAAUACGGAGGCGCAGGUACAGCAGGACGGCGUGGCGGCCCUUCAUAGGGUCCUCUGCGCCGAGAGCUUCGCCGAAAAGGAACGUCGACUGUCGGAGAUGAUACUGCAGCUGCAAUUGAUAAGGGAGCAAUUGCUGCAACAGCAGGAUCAGUCGAAGUCAUAUCCCACUCACAUGACGGUCGACUCGCAGAAGCAAAUCGAGAUGCAGCGGCUGCAAACGGAGCACUUGAAGCGGCAGCAAGAGCACAUCAUGCAGCACAACAUCCAGGAGUUGCAAGCUCAGAUGACAAAGAGCCAGCUGAGCAUGUCGGGGCCACAGUCGUUGAUGUUUCUGCCGUUUCUCGAGCAGCUCAGAGGGCUUCCCGUGCAGUCGCCCAUGCCUCCGCCGCCGACCACGUCAACUGCCACCACCGGCAACAAGCACAUCAACUCUAUUGCUAAUAUGAUCAGCAGUCAUCGGGAAGGCCCGAGCUGGGCGACCGCGCAUCUCGCGCAAAUGACCACGCAGAUGGAGAAGGAAUCGUCGUCGCCGGCGCCGAUCUCAUCCGCGGUAGCGCCGACGGCACCGCCUCUUCAGGAUCUCGACGCUCCGCUGAACCUUACCAAGCCGAAGUCGACGUCGUCGGGCGCCACGGCGUCCUCUUCGUCGCCCGGUAGCGACUCGCACUCGACCGGCGCCGGAAGUAGUGGCCAGCAGGAACAACCGUUGGCGGCAACCGCGCCCAAACUUUUCCCGCCAGGACUGCCGUUACCGCGAAAUUACCUGCCGACGCUUCCCUACGCCGGUCUGCCGCCGCAUCUCAGCACUUUGUCUUCGCCGAUGGGCAAGGUAAUGGCCAAAGACGAGGCCGGUGGACCGGGAGGAUCCGUGGCGGCCGCUGCGGUCGCGGCCGUGGAAAAGCACUUCGCGAUGCACGGCCUGUACGGAUUGCCAUCGAACGCAGGUGGGAUGCCACCGUCGGCCCAGACUCAAAGACCGAUCAAGCAUUCUGGCUCUCGGGAGGAGACGCCUCAGGAGGAGCAGGAUUUUCUCUCGACGCCUCACAUGUGGCGAGAUCCGGGAUAUAAAGUAGCGGAAGACAUAACGGAAAAAGCUAAAAUGGUGAGGCAGCAGAAAAGGGAGGGUGAGAACAAGCCACAUAUCAAGCGACCUAUGAACGCGUUCAUGGUGUGGGCCAAGGACGAACGUAGAAAGAUCUUGAAAGCCUGUCCAGACAUGCAUAAUUCGAACAUAUCGAAAAUUCUCGGUGCCCGGUGGAAGUCAAUGUCGAACUCGGAGAAGCAGCCGUAUUACGAGGAACAGUCGCGGCUGUCGAAGCUGCACAUGGAGAAGCAUCCGGACUAUAGGUAUCGGCCGCGACCUAAGCGCACGUGCAUCGUGGAUGGCAAAAAGAUGCGCAUCUCCGAGUAUAAGUCGCUGAUGCGGCAGCGGCGGCAGGAGAUGCGGCAAUUGUGGUGCCGCGACGGCGGCAGCGAGAUGAACUUCUUGUCGCCGGUGAGCGCCGAUCUGACUGGCUCGCAGCAUCACCCGGGCACGGGCGCCGGUCCGUCGGCGCGGCCGUCGGUCUCGCCGCCGGCGACGAUGCUGAACGGCGGUGGCGGUGGCGCCGGCCCGAGCUCGGAUCAUCCCUCGUUCUAUUAUCCGCAGGACAGCCUCUCGCCCACGGACAUGAUGAACUUCUCGCCCGAGAAUUCCGGCUCGAUCGGCGGCUACGACGCGAGUCCGCGACAUCACGACGAGGAUUGAACCGCAGCUCCGGGUCAGCCACUUUGGCCGCCCGGAGCAUCAUCAUCAUCAUCGUCGUCGGCAGUGGCAGCGGCGGCGGCGGCUGCGGCGACUGCGGCGGCCGCAUCCACGUCGAGGCUCGCUUACGAACUCUUCUGGUAAUCGAAAUCGUCCGUCUUGUCGUGUGACGACGAUGACGACGAUGACGUGUCCUAAGUCACAGUCGCGGCGCGAGCCGCAUACGCGCGAACGCAGGAACAUACUUGUGAGUCGCGCGCUUCUGCACGACGGAAAGAACUGGAAGAAGACACUACUUCUCGGGGGAAGAAGAGUCGGGCGUCUCGAAACCUCUCGCCGGAGGUUGUGAUAUAAUGUUCUAUCUCUGUGCCAUCGUACGCGAAACGCGAAGGACCUAUCCGCAAAGUAAAAGCUCAAGAGCGUCUCCGUUGUGACGUUGCUCGAUUGUCGAUCUUUCUUAUUUUUCUAUAAAUGCCGAUAUUUUUUCAAUAGAGAUCUUUUAUUAUCAUUUAAUCCAUUUAAUUUGUAUUGAAUAUUUAUACGGACCUCGAUACGACAUUUUAUAAACGGAUACAAGCUUGUAUUAAUUGUUGUACUGAGAAUUCAGUAUAUUUAAAUUUAUCGGAUAUUUUAAUAAUAAAAAUACCUGAUAUCCA
This is a messenger RNA of Pogonomyrmex barbatus (red harvester ant), 3700 nucleotides long. RefSeq names its product transcription factor Sox102F (gene Sox102F). Gene Ontology annotation, molecular function: RNA polymerase II cis-regulatory region sequence-specific DNA binding; DNA-binding transcription factor activity, RNA polymerase II-specific. Gene Ontology annotation, cellular component: nucleus. The record is from RefSeq and is a predicted model, not a curated record. Gene Ontology annotation, biological process: regulation of transcription by RNA polymerase II; cell fate commitment. NCBI's taxonomy places the organism in Eukaryota, Metazoa, Arthropoda, Insecta, Hymenoptera, Formicidae.